ACAAAAACUAAUUGAGAAAUAGAUAUAGAAGAGGUGGUGAUAGGUACUAUGAAAAAAAAGAGGAAGAAAUAGCAUAAGGAGGACAGCGGAGGUCGGGAGGAGGAAACUUCUUGCUCUUUGAGAACCUGCCUCCCUUCCUCAUGCUCAUGCCCUUGCUCCCACUGCCCAGCUGGCCGGUUAUCUGGCCACAACUGGAAAAUGAGAUUUUUCAUUAACUUAGUGAAGAAAAUAUGACAGCCAGAUGGCUGGAAAGGCAAAUAAUGCAGUAUGUAAACUAAACAAAACGAGAACUUCUGAAAGCAAUGUUUUCCGUACAUUCUUAAUAGAACACCAAAUGCAUUUUGGUUUCUAUAGUGUAGUUCCCCUUAUCAGAAAGCCAACUUUUAUGCUGCUUUUCGCCAGUGCUUUUGUUUGCUCUUUACUCACUCAGGCCUUCCUGAGCCAUAUAAAAAGAUCAAAGAAAGCCUGUUUGAGGUUUUUCUUACAGGAAGCCACCAGUGAAGGACUCUGGAAAGGACAGUGUCUUUGUUCCAGUUCACAAUGGAUUGGCUUCAGCUGUUCUUUCUCCAUCCUGUAUCACUUUAUCAAGGGGCUGCUUUUCCUUUUGCACUUCUGUUUAAUUAUCUCUGCAUUAUGGAUUCAUUUUCCACCCACGCCAGGUACCUCUUUCUGCUGGCUGGAGGGGGGGCCCUGGCCUUGGCCGCCAUGGGGUCCUUCGCUCUGCUUGUCCUCAUCCCCGCUCUGUGGGCCACGGUUCUGAUUUGCUGGCUUCACCCACGGGAUGUGCACAGGUGGGCUUUCUUCUUUCAGAUGAGCUGGCAGACGCUGUGUCACCUGGGGCUGCACUAUACCGAGUACUAUCUGCAAGAACGUCCUUCCAUGAGGUUCUGCAUCACUCUUUCUUCCCUCAUGCUCUUGACGCAGAGGGUCACAUCCCUCUCUCUGGACAUUUGUGAGGGAAAAGUGAAGGCAGCAUCAAGAGGCAUCAGGGAAAGAAGCUCGUUGUCUGAGCAUCUGUGUAAGGCACUGCCCUAUUUCAGCUACUUGCUCUUUUUCCCUGCUCUCCUCGGAGGCCCCCUGUGUUCCUUCCAGAGAUUUCAGGCUCGUGUUCAAGGGUCCAGCUAUUUGUGUCCCAGGCGCUUGGUCUGGGCUCUGAGCUGGAGGGGUCUGCAGAUUGUGGGCCUCGAGUGCCUAAAGGUGGUCUUGAGGAAGGUGGUGAGUGCAGGAGCAGGUCUGACCGACUGCUGGCAACUCCAGUGCGUCCGAGUCAUGUGGUUCACAGCCGGGCUCUUCAAACUCACCUACUACUCCUGCUGGAUCCUGGAUGAUGCCCUCCUCCAGGCCGCGGGCUUUGGACCUGGGUUUGGUCAGAGCCCUGGUGAGGAGGGCUACAUUCCUGAUGCGGACAUCUGGACACUGGAGACCACCCACAGGAUAUCCCUGUUCACGAGAAAGUGGAACCAAAGCACAGCGCGGUGGCUCAGACGCCUUGUAUUCCAGCAGGGCGGGGCCUGGCCACUGCUGCAGACAUUUGCCUUCUCGGCCUGGUGGCAUGGACUCCAUCCAGGACAGGUGUUUGGUUUCCUCUGCUGGGCUCUGAUGGUGGAAGCUGAUUACCUGAUUCACACCUUUGCCAGCAUGUUUAUCAGGUCCUGGCCAAUGCAGCUGCUCUAUAGAAUGCUCGCCUGGGCCCACACCCAGCUCAUCAUUGCUUAUAUAAUGCUGGCUGUGCAGGCCAGGAGCCUCUCCUCCCUCUGGCUGCUGUGUAAUUCUUACAACAGUGUCUUCCCCGUGGUGUACUGUAUUUUGCUUUUUCUAUUAGGAAAGAGAAAGCAUACAUUUAACUGAUAUCUUUCCCCAGCCUUCAUCACAUGCAUCCAUGAAACAGAGUUUAGAAAGUGCCAGAGGGUGUGUUGAUGACGCCUAUGCUUGAACUUGUCCUUACCAGAAGGGUUUUUUUUUUCAAGUAUUGGAUAUAUACACAUGAUGUCUACCCACAGAAAUUUAUGUAUCCACUUUAACAAGCGAUUAUACUGGUACUGAAGAUUAAAAAAAAAAAAAAAGACAAAGAUGUGGUCUCUUCCCUUAAGACUUAGAGUUUAGGCAUGGAAGCAAAGUAAGGUGAUAAGUAAAAACAAGGUACCGUCAACCAAAUGGCAAAUGGUAUACACAGGGACAACCAAACAUUGAGUUCCCAGCAGGUCACUUGAUCCUGGACUGCGAGUUUAGCAAGACAAAACCAACAAAAACGAAAACCUAAACCAGGGGCGCC
Ailuropoda melanoleuca (giant panda) is the source of this 2272-nucleotide messenger RNA. It is a transcript of the gene MBOAT4, whose product is annotated as membrane bound ghrelin O-acyltransferase MBOAT4. Gene Ontology annotation, molecular function: serine O-acyltransferase activity. Gene Ontology annotation, biological process: peptidyl-serine octanoylation; lipid modification. The transcript is spliced from 3 exons. Bases 541 to 1848 code for a protein of 435 amino acids. The record is from RefSeq and is a predicted model, not a curated record. Gene Ontology annotation, cellular component: endoplasmic reticulum membrane. NCBI's taxonomy places the organism in Eukaryota, Metazoa, Chordata, Mammalia, Carnivora, Ursidae.